GACACGGCAGAGAAGCGAGCCAUUGUCCCUGUGCAGUGUCAGCCCCGCGGGCACCACCCGCCGCCGGGGCCCCGGCUGGUACCGGCUGCCGGGUGGGCACAGAGGUUGUGCCAUGGCCGGACUGCUCCGGCCAGCAGUAGCCGUUGUCCUCUUCUGCUUUGCCGUGUGUCUGGAGGCCAGCCCGGAGCUGUCCGGGUACCUGCGCAAGGUGCUGAGGAACCACACUGCCCACACCUGCGAUGGAGAGCAGCUCCUCAUCGUCUGCCCUCGCAAAACCACCAUCAGCAUCCUCGGGGCCUUCUAUGGGCGUCGAGUGCCCAGCACCCACCUCUGCCCCAGCCCCGACAAUGCCUCCCAGGAGAGCACUGAAUGCAUGUCUGCCACUGCCCACCUGAAGCUUCUGGCUGAGUGCCAGGAUCAGCAGUGGUGCCAGUUCUCAGUGCACAGCCAGGUCUUCGGGCCAGACCCAUGCCCUGGGACACGCAAGUAUCUCAUCGCCUCCUACAAGUGCCGGCCAGGGAACCAUCGGGUCAAGACCGUGUGCGAGAAUGACAAGCUCAGGCUGCAGUGUCGACCAAAAUCCAUCCUGGCCAUUUAUUCUGCAAGUUAUGGACGAUUCCUGCAGGGCAAAGCAGAGUGUGAUGCAUUGAACACUGGAGGACCCCAUAUAGAGUGUGUGGCUCCGGACGCUCUGCGCAGGGUCUCCAAGAAGUGCCACCACAAGGGGAAUUGCACCGUGGCUGCUGACAAGAGCACCUUCGGAGACCCGUGCCUCCCUGGCAUGAAGAAGCAGUUGCGAGUUUCUUACACCUGUGUGCCCAAGCAGCUGCUGGUGGAGGUGGGCCCUGACACCUCAGACCCCUUCCUGCUCUCGGACUACAUGCACGGUGGCUGGUACAAAGGGCCCAGGUUCUCCAGGCUCCAGGAAGACCGCAUGAUUUUUACUAGCUCUCUGGCAGCUUUUGCCCACCUUUGGGGUAUGUGCCCUUCCUGGGUCUCACACAGCACCCAGGGAAACAGGACAGGCUGGGGGACGGCUGACCUCCUGGAUGGCCUCAGCUCAACCCAGGGCUCACCUCAGAGGCAGCCAGAUCCCAAACCUCUCCAGCAGGGCCAACAGGUGUCCCAGAGAAAGUUGCCCUCUACUUUCUUUGUGGAGUCUCAGGAGGCCUCAUGCUGCUGCUGUGCAUCAUCAGCCCCAAAAGGAUCUUCCUCCAGGAGGUAGGGGAGGCUCUCAAAGACCCAGACCUGGGGAGCAGCUUGAAGCUGGGCAGGACCAAGCUGCGGCACGAGCAGGAUGAAGACGUCCCUGAUGACAGCUCCUCAGACUCCUCCUUCCGCCGCCUCACCAACACCUACCGGGCCACUGACAGCAUCUUCGGCCCUGAGCUGACAGCAGCUAUGGAGGGAGCAGUGGAGCACCAGGGCCACAGUGGGGAGGAGAUCUGGAUGCCCAAGGAGUCAAGCCCGUAUGCCAUACACAAGAUCAAAUCGGCCACCAAAUAAGAACUGGAAGAAAAUGGCACGGAGAGCAGAGGGGCGCAGGCUCAGUGGGAUCUGACGUUAGAGAGACGUAAAAGUUUGGGCUCCUGGGGGCGACUGGACAUCCCAAGCAGCAGCAGGGUCAUGGCAGCUCCAGUGUGUCCAUCAAAAAUCAACCCACCAACAUGGAAACCUCCAACUCGGGGGUGACAUGCAGUCCUGUGGUGUGAUGAGGGGCUGUGUAAUGGUUCUGUGGGCCACAGGCUCCUUUGCCACAGACACCACUAACCCUAACCUAACAUCCCGAGUCUCAGCUUGCAUCAUCUGGCUCUAGAAUUUAACCCUGAUCAGCUGUGCCAAGCCCACCCUGGGCCCUUUGAGGCUGUUUGCUCCUAUUUCUCCUUGGGUCCUGGCUUACACUCCUGGUGCUGCAAACACACCCUGCACUCGGGCACUGUGCCAGUGGCAGAGAGUCAGGAAUGGCCAGGACACUGGGAGAGGCAGGUGGAGUGGGAAGCACAGCAGGCAUCACCAGCACAGCCCCAUCACGUGUAUGCCAUGCAGCCCUGCUGUGCCAAGGGAGCUACUCCCCAGGCUGGGGCCGCUGGCAGCUCAGCACAACACUGGCUCCCACCUCCCUGCAGGUAUUCAGGAGCUCUGUCACCCCAUGUUGCUCUGUGCUUUCCUCUCUACUUUCCCCUGUGGCAGGAGAGCCCCAAGUUAUAACUUGCUGUGGUUUUUUUUCCAGUGAAUAAAUGCAACAGCUCUUAGGCACAA
Messenger RNA from Hirundo rustica (Barn swallow), 2259 nucleotides. RefSeq names its product protein eva-1 homolog C-like. The coding region runs from base 113 to 1225 and encodes 370 amino acids. Gene Ontology annotation, molecular function: carbohydrate binding. NCBI's taxonomy places the organism in Eukaryota, Metazoa, Chordata, Aves, Passeriformes, Hirundinidae. The transcript has 8 exons. The record is from RefSeq and is a predicted model, not a curated record.